This is a messenger RNA of Tinamus guttatus (white-throated tinamou), 365 nucleotides long. NCBI's taxonomy places the organism in Eukaryota, Metazoa, Chordata, Aves, Tinamiformes, Tinamidae. The record is from RefSeq and is a predicted model, not a curated record.
CCGCUAACGCCAAGCGCUUUGCUCUCGGCUUCAGGAAGACGAGCAGCAUGCUGGAGGUGGACGACGAGGGAGGGAGGAUGUUUCUGCGGGUGCUGAUCCACUUGACGAUGCACGACUACCCGCCGCUCAUCUCCGGCUCCCUGCAGCUCCUCUUCAAGCACUUCAGCCAGAGGCAGGAGGUCUUGCACACCUUCAAGCAGGUUCAGCUCCUGAUCUCAGCUCAGGACGUUGAGAACUACAAGGUGAUUAAGUCGGAGCUGGACAAGCUCCGUACCAUGGUAGAGAAAUCGGAACUCUGGGUGGACAAGAAAGGCAGCACCAAAGGAGACAACACAGUGGAGGGGAACAAGAAGGAGAAGAAAGAG